Molecule: messenger RNA, 915 nt
Organism: Chironomus riparius
Lineage: Eukaryota; Metazoa; Arthropoda; Insecta; Diptera; Chironomidae
Source: the annotation of a GenBank genome assembly
CGUGUUUGCUUUACAAUACUCUUAUGCAAAAUCUCAUCAAUAAUCUUGUCUUUAAUACAUUUACAGCAAAUGAUCAAAACAAAGUUUGUUUACAAAAUAAAAUGGUGAGAAAUAUCCAGCUUGAUCUUUGAUAAGGAUAAUUGUGGUAGUUCCAAACAUUUUGUUGUGAUUUUGUAAACAAAGUUUAAAUUAAUUAAUUAAAUCCUUAAUAAUAAUAAUCAAGGUUCAACAAUUCUUUUUUGGAAUUUUUCUUCAAUGGAUACAUCACAUGUUGUGUCCUAUAUUGCGCCUUUCAUGGGCACUUUUAACAUAUUCCUUGGAUUGAUUGAUAUCAUCGUUACAAAUAAACAAACAAAAAGUCUAAGAGAAGAAUCGCCGGAUAAAUUAUCUGAUGAUUUUGAUAAUUUUAUUUCCGCUACAGUUAUGCUCACAAUUGUAAGUUUUAUUUUUUACAUUGUGGCUUCAAUUUCAAAUUAUUAUAUUUGCUCUUCGCUUAUUAUUGACCCUACGGAAAUUCCUCCAUUUCUCAAGCUAUAUUGCAUUAUCAACAUUGUGGCUGUUAUUUUAGCAACUAUCGAAGUGAUUUGUAAAGUUGUACUUGGUCUAUUUGGGAUAUCAAUAUUGCUGCUUGUAUAUAUCAUUCUUAGUUCUCUCCAUAUUUAUGCAUUUUGGAAGAUGAAGGAUGAAAUGCUUGCUGAAAGACUCGAGCGUGUGGAUGAGGAAGAAUGAUAAAAUUCUUCUAAUUUUUUAUAUGUUCAAAAUGUAUUUAAAAUAAAUCAUUUAAUAUAAUAUUAUUGUAAGCAUGUGUAACAAUCUAAUUUGAUUACAAGCUACUUUCCUAGCUUACUAUUUUAAUUGUUUUUUUUUUUGCAACAACCGUCGGUUCCAAUGUUCUUCAUCAAUAAAAAAAGAAAU